This is a messenger RNA of Aspergillus candidus, 643 nucleotides long. Its product is annotated as cytochrome c oxidase subunit 7. Lineage: Eukaryota; Fungi; Ascomycota; Eurotiomycetes; Eurotiales; Aspergillaceae. The record is from RefSeq and is a predicted model, not a curated record. The transcript has 5 exons. Bases 131 to 361 code for a protein of 76 amino acids.
ACGUGAUCCCUCAAGUUCCGGCGGGUCCACACUUCACGACAUCGAUUCAGCAUUGCUCCUGGUCUUCCCACCGUCACCGUCGCUUUUGCUUCCCAACAGCUUCCUUCGUUCGCACUUUGACACCGUCAAAAUGUUCCGCACCGCCCCCCGCCUCGCUGGGUUCAUGUUCCGUGAGAACCGUGUUCCCCAUUACCAGCGUCUUUUCCAGCAUCACGACGGCAAGCGCCAGUGGUGGAAGACCUCGCGCAGCAAGUUCGUCAUGUACCCCUACCUUAUCUCCGUCUAUGGCCUGGGCAUUGCCACCACCUACGCUAUGGGCCGCAUGGUUUUUGGCCACAAGACCUGGUUCGGCAAGGAUUAGAUAGACUCCUCGCCUAAUUCAUACCUGUUCUACCAUACAAAACAGCAUGUUCAAGAUUAAUUGGCGGUGUAUCUCUAGGAUUUGUGGUCGUUUAGUUACGAGGGAGAAUUUCGACGUUGUACAUAAGAUACGUUAGGAAUCAAUGCGUGAAUUGUUUCCCUCGUUUUACUCCUUGUUCGCAGCUUGCUUUGCCAAAUCUCUGGAGACGCUCCCUCAGCUCUGUCUCGUAACCUGAGAAAUGGGCUGAUUAUGGCCUGAUCCCGGAUGAAUUUUCUGAUGUCA